Molecule: messenger RNA, 1011 nt
Organism: Olea europaea var. sylvestris
Lineage: Eukaryota; Viridiplantae; Streptophyta; Magnoliopsida; Lamiales; Oleaceae
Exons: 3
Coding region: 1-1011 (336 amino acids)
Source: RefSeq, a predicted model, not a curated record
AUGAGUAUGAAACCUGGGGACGUAGCUGAAGAACAAACUAAAUUGAGGGCCUCCCCAUUUUCUUCGAAAGAUUCAGCUAAGGACUGGCUCUAUUAUCUACCAUCGGGGAGUAUUACGACAUGGAAAGAGAUGAAAAGGUUGUUUUUAGAGGAAUGCUUUCCAUCUUCAAGCACAGCCAACAUUCGAAAAGAAAUAUGUGGUGUAAGACAAGACAAUAAAGAAUCCCUACACAAAUACUGUGAGCAUUUCAAGAGACUAUGUGCAAGUUGUCACCAUCAUCAAAUUAGUGAGCAGCUUCACAUCCAGUAUUUCUAUGAAGGUCUUCUACCAACUGAUAGGAGUAUGAUCGAUACUGCUAGUGGAGAAGCUUUGAUGGAUAAAACUUCCGUAAGAGUGAAGAACUUAAUUGCAAGUAUGGCAGCCACCUCUCAGCAAUUUGACACUAGACUCGACACCUCAUCUAAACAUGUUAAUGAGAUAACAAAAGCUUGUGGGAUGUGUUCGGUGGUAGGACAUUCAAUGGAUAUGUGCCCACCAUUUCUAGAAGAUCCCAUUGAAGAAGUAAAUGCAGCAAGUGGUUUUCUUAGACAACUGCAAAGGAAUUAUGAUCCCUAUUCGAACACAAUAACCCAGGAUGGAGAGAUCAUCCUCAUCUUAGCUACGGGAAUCAACAAAUGCGAGUUUAAUAUUCCACUUUUACAUGCUAUUAAACAAGUACCUCAUAAUGCUAAGUUUUUGAAAGAAUUGUACACCAUUAAGAGAAAACAGAAAUUCAAGGGGUGUGAAAAGGUGAGAGUUGGGGAAAAUAUCUCUGCAGUUAUUCAACGAAAACUCUCUGCAAAGUGCAAAGAUCCAGGUAUGUUUACUAUCCUUUGCGUGAUAGGAGACACAAAAUUUGAGAAGGCCAUGUUAGACUUAAGGGCUUCUAUAAACGUCAUGCCAUAUUCUAUUUAUACUUCUUUAAAACUUAAACCUUUAAAUAAAAUUGGUAUCAUGAUUCGAUUAGAUUAG